Geodia barretti is the source of this 459-nucleotide messenger RNA. The record is from the annotation of a GenBank genome assembly. Lineage: Eukaryota; Metazoa; Porifera; Demospongiae; Tetractinellida; Geodiidae.
UAUAAUAAUGCAUCUUUAUACUAGGUCAACGGAAAUCAAACACUUGGAGAAAAUAUUGCAGAUAAUGGUGGAAUCAGAGCAAGCUAUGAUGCAUUUAAGAAAGUUUCACAUAAGAGCGAAAAACUGCCGGGACUGACUGAUUACUCUGAUGACCAACUGUUCUUCAUUGGAUUUUCACAGCUUUGGUGUUCGUAUUCCACUUACCUCUCCUUCUUGAUUUCUGUGCUAACUGAUGAGCACUCUCCAGGACCGUUCAGGAUCAUUGGGACUCUGUCAAACAAUGAACUAUUCUCCGAGGCAUUCAAAUGUCCAAGUGGAUCUCCUAUGAAUCCUCCCAAGAAAUGUGUUCUCUGGUGAACUGCCAACCAACAUCAUAACAUUUGUAGUAUGCUAGUGAUGAUGAUGUUAUGACUGAGAAAAGUAUAAUGGUGUUUUUGUGCUAGUUGGGCGCACUAAAAA